UAAAUACCAUUUUCUUAUUAUUUAUUGUUAUCAAAACGAAGUAUAAAAAGUUACUUUAUAAAGUUGUAACUUUAGUUUAACUAAUUUGUUUCAUCGUCAUACUAAAUAUGUCUUCACCGCCCCCUACUAAACCCCCUCGGGGUGUAAAACAGGGAAAAGAAACGAGUGGCUUGUUGAUGUCAGUUAUUCGCACAUUAUCUGCAAGUGAAACAAAUGAGCAGAGAGAGAAAGAGAGAGCUAAAUUGGAGAAAGAGUACAAGAAGAGUGAUGCCCGACUCGAUGAGCUGGUGGCUAUACAUGCACAGGAGAUCAUGGAUGUUAUGCAAAAGUUCAGCGCGGUGGGCGCGGCGCUGCAGGCGUGGGGGCGGCGCGGGGACAGCGCCGGGGCGCGGCUGGCGGCCUGCGGCGGCCUGCUGCAGCUGCGGCGCCGCGACCUGCGACGACUCUGGGCCGACGCGCGCACGCACCACCACGCGCUCAACAUGCUCACAGACAUCGAGCGCGUGGUAGUAGCGGAGCGCUCGGUGCGAGCUGAAGUUGCAGCGGGCCGGCCGUUGGCUGCGGCGCACGCGCUGCGGGCCGCACUGCAGGCCGCCGACACCACGCUCGCACACGUGCACGCACUCGCGGCCACGCGCCACCACCUGCAGGGCAAGAAACUGGAGGUGGUCGAAGCGGCAGUGCGCGCCAUCAGCGCGGCCGUGUACGGCACCCGCGCCGCGCCGCGCCCCGCCCCCGCUGCACUUCUAGCAGAGCUUACAAAAAGCGAAGAAGUAACAGACGAGUACCUUCAAGACAUUACUCCGGAAUUCGAAGCAUCUUUGUCUGAAGAAGAUAAAACGUUCGAAACCACGGUGAUGAUAUCGUUAGAGGCGAUAGGUGUACUCGAUCAGCUGAAGGAAGCUACAGAAAAAUUCAAAGUGCAAAUCCAAAAUGAACUCUUGGAAGUGAUCGAUACAGUGACACGUCGUAUAAUCGAAGAAGGCGACGUGGAAGUGGACAUUGAGGGUGAAGAAGACGGCGAGAUACCCGACACGGACAGUGUGACAGAGAUGGGGCGACCGUUGGCUAGACUAAUGACCAGCUUGAAUGAGGAGUUUAGGGAAUGUGCUGCAAGAAAUAAAAGGCUUCUGCAACUAUGGCGAGCGGCACUACAGAAAUAUCAUUUAUCCGAUGCUAGCUUGCACACAGAACAACAUUAUUGGAGUGCAGUGCAGCAAGUUCUGCAGUUGCUGGUGACGGAGUACCUGGACAUCGAGAGCGUGCGGCUGGCGGAGGCGCGCGCGGGGCGCGGAGGGGGCGGCGGGGCGGGGGGCGGGGCGGGGGGCGGCGCGGCGGGCCCCGCGCCCCCCGCGGCCGCCCCCGACCCGCGCCUCGCCGACUACUUCGCACGCAAGCGGCCGCAGCGCCGGCGACACAAACUAUUCAAGCUUGCAGCUACGAGCGAAGUGAGCGUGCUGGUGACGUCACGCCGCCGCGGGCCCGUGGUGUGUCGCGCGGAGCCCGCGCUGCUGUACGCCGUGCUGCGGCCGCUCCACGCGCUCUGUGCGCACAUCGAGUCGCUCGCCGGGGGUGGCGAGUGCUCCCUGCGCGCGUUCCUGUCGGACUACGUGCGGUGGUGCGAGGCGGAGCGGCUGGCGGCGACGGCGCGCGCCGCCAUCGACGCCGCCAUGUGCGCGCCCGCCGCCUGGAGGGAGCGCGCCCCAGAAUGUGGUCGCAGGUUCUCGUACCCGGCGGUGUUCGCGUGCUGCGCGGGCGCGUGGCGCGCCACGUGGGCGGCGUGCGGCGCGGCGCGGCGGUGCGGCGGCGGCGCGCUGGCGGCCCCGCUGGCGGCGGCGGGCGCGCUGGCGGCGCACUGCCGCGCCGCGCCGCCGCGCCUCGCGCCCGCGCUCGCCCCCGCCGCGCCCCCCGCGCCCGCGCCGCCCUCCCGCGCCGCCCGCUGGCUCGCCGACGACGACAUCGUGCGGUUCCUGCAGUCGCUGCCCAACUGGCGCGCGUUGACGACGCGUGCGGCGCACGCCAGGGACAAUGUCGACGCGCAGGAGUUAAAGGAGUCGUACUCGCGCGAGGCGGACACGCUGGUGUCGACGCUGGGCGACGGCGCGGUGACGCGGCGAGAGAUCGUCGCGCACGUGGGCCAGCUCGCAGACCUCGCGCUGCUCGCCGCCACCAUGGACUGGUUAUGCACGAACGUAAAGACGAUACCAUCGUUAUUGAGCGGACCGUCGCCCGGCUCCAGCGGCUCUAUAAAGCUGACCGAUAAAUUCAUCAAUGAUAUCAACUCGACUGCCUUAGUCUUUGAGGAGAUAUCGCACAAGUGCCUGCUCUUCUUGCAUCUAGAGAUGCGCAUCGCGUGCGUACACUACCUCGGGCAGGAGGAGCGCGGCGGGGCGGCGGCGGGCGAGGGGGGCGCGGGCGGGGGCGGGGGCGCGGGCAGCGGCGGGGAGGGGGCCGCGGGCCGCGCCGCCGACCGCCUCGCGCACGCCCUGCUCGCCUUCCACGAGCUCGCCGCGCCCGUGCUCGCGCCGCACAUGCUCGCGUACAUAAUGGACGGCGUGGGCGAGAUGAUGUCUGCGGCGGUGGUGUGGCGCUGGCAGGGGGAGGAGGCGGCGGCCGCGGCCGGCGCGCGCCUCGCGACCCUGCGGCACUGCCUCGCCGCGCUGCAGCUGCCGCACGACGGGCUGCACCGGGCGCACGCCUACCUGCACCUGCUGGCCUGCACGCCGCAGGAAAUAAUAAGCUCGAUACGCGAAAAAGGCGCCCAGUUUACGGAGCUGCAGUACCUGAACGCGUUCAAAGUGAUCGGCACCCGGCUCGGGCUGUCGGCCGCAGACAUGCGCGCGCACCAGGACCGCCUCGCAGCCGCGCUAGGACACGUCGGCGUCACCGUCUGAACCACACUCCACCAAAACCCCCACACUCUAUUUUUUUUUUACUUACUAUGUUUUACGGCUCUGGAUACAAGUCUUUUUGAAAUCAAACUGGUAUUUGGUGGAAUUGUACACACCACAAUACAAUGUUGUUCUUAUGAAUGAUAAUGGAAUGGUGCACCCGCCUGCCCUAACGGUUUACGCUGGCGAAGCACCAGUGGAGAAUGAUAAGCUGAACAUGAGGUAAAGUCAGUUAACUCAUUGUGAUAAAUACAUGGUGAAGUCAGUUUAGUUAGUUCAUUUCCUUGGUGAAUUUAUCACGAUAGUUUCUAGGAAGAACCAUGUGGAGUACCUGACAUGGUACAUUAUUAGUCCACAAUACUAAUAAUCUCAUUCCUCCCGAUGUUAUCGGUUGAGACAUGACAAAAUGGACAUUGAAAUAUCUAUCUUAUACACUAAAUAACAAUAGUAA
Messenger RNA from Achroia grisella, 3342 nucleotides. RefSeq names its product exocyst complex component 4 (gene Sec8). The record is from RefSeq and is a predicted model, not a curated record. Gene Ontology annotation, cellular component: exocyst; synapse; growth cone membrane. The transcript is spliced from 17 exons. Lineage: Eukaryota; Metazoa; Arthropoda; Insecta; Lepidoptera; Pyralidae. The coding region runs from base 108 to 2894 and encodes 928 amino acids. Gene Ontology annotation, biological process: chemical synaptic transmission; exocytosis; Golgi to plasma membrane transport.